AUGGAGACGAACUCGUUGUCGGAGGAGGCGACUAAUCACGCAAGCUUAGCCACGAUAAACUUUUGGAAAGCGAGCAGCAAUGCUUUGAGAUCAGUUAUUGACCCAGAUGGAAAUUGGUUGACUAACCAUGAUCAGGUGACUCAGGUGGUAGUGAAUUAUUUCAAAGAUAGUCUGGGUUCUCAAAAUAUUAGCUAUAGAGAGCUCUCUACUUGUAUUGAGGAGAUUGUUCAGUUUAGAUGGACUGAGGAGUGUUGCCAGGCCCUCCAGUCGCCUAUUGGCAGGAAGGAAGUGAGACGUGUUCUGUUCUCCAUGGAUGGUGGAAAGGCUCCAGGCCGUGAUGGGUAUUCAGUUGGCUUCUUCAAAGGAGCUUGGACAGUGGUUGGAGAGGGCUUCUGUGAUGUCGUCUUACACUUCUUUGAGACCAAUUACUUCCCUCAAGGGGAGCUUGUAAGGGCAUACCAUUUGCACAGAGGUAAACCUCGGUCCACUAUGAAGGUUGACCUCCAAAAAGCUUAUGAUUCUGUUAAUUGGGAUUUCCUCUUUGGCCUGCUGAUUGCCAUAGAUGACUUGAUGAUCUUUUGUACUGCUGAUAAUCAUUCUAUAAGUUUCAUAAAAGAAACUAUUAAGAGGUUUGGUGAGCUUUCAGGACUGUUUGCUAAUCUUGCUAAAAGCUCAAUUUUUCUUGUGGGGGUUAAUAGUUCGAAAGCUUCUCGGCUUGCUGCUAACAUGGGUUUUUCCAUUGGUCAUCUCCCUGUUAGUUAUCUUGGGCUUCCUCUCCUCUCUGGAAGAUUGCGGAGCUCUGAUUGUGAUCCCCUUAUUCAGUGUAUUACCAGUCGUAUUCGGUGUUGGUCUGCUAGAGUGUUAUCUUUUGCAGGUAGACUUCAGCUUGUUCGCUCAGUCCUUAGGAGCCUUCAGGUUUAUUGGGCUAGUGUGUUCAUGCUUCCUAUGAAAGUCCAUAGAGACGUUGAUAAGAUCUUGAGGGCUUAUCUGUGGAGAGGUAAGGAGGAGGGAAGAGGUGGCGCUAAAGUUGUCUGGGAUGAGGUUUGUCUUCCUUUUGAUGAAGGAGGUCUUGCUAUUCGUGAUGGAUCUUCUUGGAAUAUAGCUAGCACGUUGAAGAUAUUAUGGUUGCUACUUGUUAAAUCUGGUAGUUUGUGA
Molecule: messenger RNA, 1155 nt
Organism: Cucumis sativus (cucumber)
Lineage: Eukaryota; Viridiplantae; Streptophyta; Magnoliopsida; Cucurbitales; Cucurbitaceae
Exons: 4
Coding region: 1-1155 (384 amino acids)
Source: RefSeq, a predicted model, not a curated record